Messenger RNA from Linum tenue, 943 nucleotides. Lineage: Eukaryota; Viridiplantae; Streptophyta; Magnoliopsida; Malpighiales; Linaceae. The record is from the annotation of a GenBank genome assembly.
CCCAGUUCUAGCUCUCCAACUCCCCCUGUUUCCUGUAACCUGAAAGAAAAAACGAAAAACAGAGCAUAGUCACAAGAUGAAGCUUUACCUUGGAAUUGCUAUAAUCCUAGCUCUCCUUGCCCUGUCCAAUUUGAACCAAACCCUUGUCCACGGAAAGAAAUCUUCGCAUAGCAAGCAUCAAUUAAAGAAGGCGCUGCUCCAUAAAGCCCACUUGAAAAAAGCUCUGCUUUAUAAAAAGCACCACCAGAAGAGCCAGGGCGUGGAAGGGAACUGGGUUCACGCUCACGCCACUUUCUACGGAGGCGGCGAUGCCUCUGGCACAAUGGGGGGAGCUUGCGGCUACGGAAACCUUUACAGCCAAGGCUACGGCGUGAAGACGGCGGCACUAAGCACAGCUCUGUUCAACAAUGGCAGAGCGUGCGGCUCCUGCUACGAGAUCACCUGCGUGGAAGACGCCCAGUGGUGCAUCCGCGGCGCGAUCACCAUCACGGUGACGAACCUUUGCCCGCCGAAUUUCGCCGAGCCGAAUGACAACGGCGGCUGGUGCAACCCUCCGCGGGAGCAUUUCGACCUCUCGCAGCCGAUUUUUCUCCACAUCGCGCAGUACAAGGCCGGGAUCGUGCCGGUGAAGUACAGGCGGGUGGCGUGCAAGAGAAAGGGAGGGAUGAGGUUCACGAUCACCGGGAGCGGGUCCUUCAAUUUGAUCCUGGUGAGUAACGUCGGCGGUAGCGGUGACGUGGUGUCGACGGCGGUGAAGGGGGCGACGACCGGGUGGAUUCCGAUGACGAGGAAUUGGGGCCAGAAUUGGCAGGCCAACACCGUUCUUCUCGGGCAGGAGUUGUCGUUCAAGGUCACCAUCGGCGACGGGCGGUCGCUGGUUUCGCAUAACGUCGUUCCGGCGAGCUGGGGUUUCGGCCAGACGUUCUCCGGAAGUCAGUUUUGA